AAAACAUACUUUAGAUGUGUAAGAACAUAUUUUCCGUGGCCAGCAUCGCCAAGAUAAACAAUCUUGAUGUAAAAUUAACUUGCGGUGAUAUUACCACCAUGAAGUGUGAGGGUUAUGUCAACAGCUGUAAUUCGUCAUUUUCUCUGUGGAGGGGAAUGCUGUCAAAUGCAAUACUAAACCAAGGAGGAGAGCGUCUAACUGUGGAAGUUGGAAAUUCCGAUGCGGCAAAGAGUAAAACUAUGAGGUGUACGUCUGGUGGGAACAUGUCAGCAUGUAGAAAUAUAUUUCAUAUCAAUUUACGGCGGGUUCAAGACGUGGAACGGGAGGUCUUAAAUGUUUUACACCAGUGCGCAGAGGCUGGAUUAAAGUCUCUGGCUAUACCAGCCAUAGGAACAGGUAAUCUGAGGUUCAACCCAAAAGAAGUAAGCCAAGGCAUAAGACGAGCACUGGAAAAAUAUGCAGAUGAACAAAAUACAAAUAGGUCGCUAAAAACCGUAAAUAUCGUUGUGUUUCGACCAAAUAUGCUGGCAGAUUUUCAAAAUAGCGAGCUAUAAGACUGUUGUAUUUACUUGUACUUAAUAGUUAUUGCAACUAUAUUCCUAGCAUGAUUGUAUUUGAAAUAUAUAGUAGGGUGGGGAAGACGGGACACCUUUAGCACAUAAUAUCCAAAUAUUUUGAUCGUGUUUUAAACAAUUAACAACGGUCUAUAUGGGAGUCGUGAGGAUACGGGUAUAUCAUUUUUUGACUAUUCUUUGAUUCCUACGAGAAAUAGAAUGAAAUGGUGUCCCAUUUUUCCCCACCGGACUAUAUUUGUUAUUUAUACUCGUGGCGGUGCUACUUAGUUAAACACGUUUUUUUAUUGCGUACUGGGUGAGGUUUCAUAUACCCCGUGCCCACUUAUAUUUUUACCACAUUUUGUGAAUAUUUUUGUGUAGCCUCAAUUUGACAACCAAUUAGUGGCCACAGGGUUGGAGGAAGGAUGCAUACACCUACAAUAUUAGCAGUUUGGGAAAAUAUAAGGACACUGAAAUUAUAAAGAUAAACGUAUAUAGACUAUGAACGUCUUCAUCCUAUAUUUUGCAUUCAAUUUAUUUUAUAUAGUUCUUUGCGUGGUUCUGUUAAUUUUGUAUUGGCAAUUUUAUUUUGUUUUUCGUUCGCUGUACUAUUAUUUUGUGUAUAUUAUGGCCAUCAUUUUGUUGCAAUAGUCAAACACGAUUCCAAGUUGUUUUUAUAGUGAUUCAGUAAUGAUUCCGGC
Molecule: messenger RNA, 1255 nt
Organism: Ciona intestinalis (vase tunicate)
Lineage: Eukaryota; Metazoa; Chordata; Ascidiacea; Phlebobranchia; Cionidae
Source: RefSeq, a predicted model, not a curated record